This is a messenger RNA of Myotis myotis, 4000 nucleotides long. It is a transcript of the gene CENPBD1, whose product is annotated as CENPB DNA-binding domain containing 1. The record is from RefSeq and is a predicted model, not a curated record. Gene Ontology annotation, molecular function: DNA binding. Gene Ontology annotation, cellular component: nucleus. Lineage: Eukaryota; Metazoa; Chordata; Mammalia; Chiroptera; Vespertilionidae.
CCGACAGGCUCGGGAGCUGCGCGCAUGCGCAGCGAGGCCGCGGAGUCGGCGCCGGGACCUCUUUAGGAGCCUGCUUCUCGCCUGACUGUAAGGAGUGACGGUGAGCGCCGCCUUCCCCUUCCAGACAGCGGAGCACAGGAACCAGCGAACGAGGCGGACUCGGUGCCGGGAGGAGUGCUUUAGACCGACUCUGAAUCUGGCACAGACAAGGACACGCACUUCCGGGUCCUCCGUGGGCCGCGGCCGCUUAAGCGAACGCCACCCGCCCCACCGGGUCGGCCGCUGCGACCGGCGCGCGGGGGUGCAGGGCACACGUGUGACUGCGCCCGGGAGCCCUCAGAACGAAGGAGCUGACUCGGCGGGUGCUGCGCAGCGUGACUCCCCGGCACGACUUUCUGUUUGUUCUCUGGACACGGGGACCCCGGCCAGUUUGGAUGCGCCUGCAGCUGUGCAGUCCCGGGUUUGGACACUGACGGACCCCAAAGCCCUGGCUGCCGCCUUCGCGUCGAGGAUGCGCAGCCUGUUGCUGGGCCGUCGAGCUGGGCAGCCUGUGGUGACCCACGUCCCCGGGAGGCCCCCCUGCGCCUCCGCCAGCGGGUUCCCUUCCGCAAGCCCUGCCAGCGAGCUGGGUCCACAGGCCUCUCCCCCGGGGACUGCUGUGGUUUCCCUGCAUUCUGGAGGCAAUCAUGCCCGUGAGAAGGCCCCCAAAGGCCGUCCCAAAUGCCAAAAGGGAACGGAAAGCAAUUCCCCUGGACAUAAAAUUAGAAGUGUUACGACGGUUUGAAGUGGGCGAGAAGCUCAGCCAGAUCGCAAAGGCCUUGGACCUUGCUGUCUCUACAGUGGCGACGAUCCGAGAUAAUAAAGAAAAAAACAGUUCCCAAGUAGCUACUCCCUCAAGGGCCGCUCGGUUGACUCACCAUCGAAGUGCAGCCAUGGAGGCUAUGGAGCGGCGGCUGCGCCUGUGGCUGGAAGACCAGAGCCAGCGGAACCUGCCGCGGAGUGUUGCCAUGAUCCAGGAGAAGGCUAAGAGCUUGUUUGAUGAGUUACAGCGUGACCUGGGGGAAAGCUCUCAAGAAACCUUUAGUGCCAGUAAAGGGUGGUUUGUGAGGUUCAAGGAGCGCCGUCGUUUGCCCCACUUCCAGAUGAACGGCACAGCUGCUAGCAACCGGGACACAUACCGGGAAGCGCUGAAGAGCAUCAUCGAAGACGGUGAGUACACCCCCCAGCAAGUUUUUAAUGUCGAUGAGAUAGGGCUUUAUUGGAAGAGAAUGCCUGAAGGAACGUUUAUUUCUGUGGAGGAAAAAGCUCAGCCGGGUUUCAAUCGUCCAAAGACCGUUUGAUGCUGCUGCUGGUGGCAACUGGGGACUUGAAGUUGAAGCCCUUACUGGUGUACCACUCAGAAAACCCCCGGGCUCUGAAGGGGUACUCCAAGCCCAAGUUGCCUGUGAUUUGGCGCUCAAACAGAAAGGCCUGGGCAACCAGGAGCAUUUUUCUUGAAUGGUUCAGGCACUUUUUUUGUCCUGCUGUUGGAAAAUACUGUGCCAAAAAUAACCUAAGCAACAAAGCAUUGCUCAUCCUGGACAGUGCACCAUGCCACCCGGUCAGUUUGAGUGACCUGUCUGAUACUGUAAGUGGAAUAUCUUCAUGACAGUACAGCUGACUCCAUCCAGCCCAUGGGUCCAGGCGUAGCCUCCACCUUCAAAGCUCACUACCUGAGAAGGACUUUUGCGCACAUGCCAGCUAGAAGCAACAGAUGGGGAGGAUACAGCUACGAUCAGGGAGUUUUGGAGAAACUACAACAUCUUGGAUGCUGUAGACAACAUUGCAGUAGCUUGGGAGGCACUCAGGCCAGCAACAAUGAACAGUGUGUGGAAGAAAAUGUGGCCCCAGUGUGUUCAAUUCCAGAAUUUUUCCCAAACAGAUAACAUUGCACAGCUUCAAAAAGCAUUAUGACCCUUGCCAGGACUCUGGCUUUUGAAGAGCUUGUGGAGCUGACGUGGACCAGUUGCUACAGUCACACGAGGAGCUCUCUCUAGUGAGGAGCUGACGCAGCUAGAACAGGGGCCAGCAGGAGAGGAGGAGAGUGAAGACACUCAACCGGUUCUGCGUCAACUAACCACAGGAGAACUCUCCGCAGCCCUCUCACAUUUUGAGGCUGGCUUACAGAUCCUUACCAGUAGCAGUCCCAAUGAUGAGUGGAAACUGAAAGCUUCGAGAGCCAUCAGUGGUGCCAUAAAUUGCUACAGGGAAUUGUACAAUGAGAAAAAGCGACGCUUAAAGCAACUAUCUUAGGUUGUUUUUCAGUGUGUGUAACCAAAAGUUAAAGUAAAGCCAGAAGCAACAAAAUGACCUCAAUGGAUGAGGCUCAGCCAAGUCUCUCUGCUUCCAGAGAUUUAACAUCCCUGAAAACCCUAUUUCUGAUAUUUUAAUUUUGAGACUUGAGUAUCAAAUUUUGUCAUUAAAAUUUUAUUUAAAUAUGUGCUCUAAAAAAUUUGCAUGAGCCCUGGACAGUGUGGCUCGGUUGAGUGUCAUCUCUUGCAUUGAAGGGUCGCUGGUUCAAUUCCCAGUUAGGGCACAUUCCCAGGUUUUGGGUUCAUCAGUCCCAGGCCCUAUGGGAAGCAACCAAUCAAUGCUUCUCUCUCUCUCUCCCUCUCCCCUUUUCUCUAAAAUCAAUAAAAACAUUUUUUUGUAAAAAAAAAAAAAGAUUGCAUUCUAGAAUACUCAUGAAAAAAAAAACCUAUGAGGCGACUAGCACGUCUAGACAUUAAAACACAUUGGGUCUGUAAUUAAAGCACUUUAGUAGUCAGAACUGGAAUUAGAAAGUCCAGAAAUAGAUAAAGGUAACUUUUUAAAAAAUAACGCAUGACAACUUAAGCAAUGUUAAUUUCUUGUUGUCUUCUGAUAAUUGCACCGAGGCCAUAUAAGGUAAUUUCCUUGGUUGGGAGGAAUAUACACAAGUACUGAGAGGCAAAGUGGCGUCCUCUGCAACCUACAGUCAGGUGGUUCAGAGAAGAAAAGAAUGAACCAAAUGGAGCAAAUUGUUUCCAUGUAGGCCAUCCAGGAGACAGCUACGUGGGAAUGUUUCUGCAACGUUCCUGCAAGUCUAAGUCAAAGUCAAAAUGUUAAUUACUAUUCCAUAACCUGAAAGGGGAAAAAGAUUGCAUCCUCCCCGAUAUCCAAAGUAGAGCUUUAGUUAUUUGUAGCUGAGGUGCCGUUCAAACCUUUAGGAAUAGGGUUGCUGACAGCUUAUCUGGAUUGCAACUGGACAUAGGUGAUGAGCAGAGAUUUCCGAGGUUCUCUGGGUCACAGCCCCUUUGAGGUCCUGGUCAGAUCUGCAGCUAUCUCUGUAGGAAAAUGGACACCUACAGCGGUUUGGACAUAACUUGCAGUAGGGAUGUAUGGUUUCCUGUGGUCCCAGGGUAACGGGAAUAGCCUUGAGUUUCAGUGAGAGCCUUGUAGUGGGCCCUAACGAGAUGUGACAGACACAGGACCUGUGACGUUCUUGUGAUGCUGGGUCAAUGAGACAGUCCUUCCAUUAGGACACUGAGCAUUCUCUGCAUGCCCCGCUCAGUGAUCAGUGACUCCUAACCCCCAAACAGCCCAUGAGACAGUCUGCAUUCUCAUCCAUCUCAUAGGAUAAUGGAGGCUGAAGGGAAUCGGAGCACUCAGGCCUAUGUCUGACACCCAUGCCCGAGCUCAUCACCCAUCAAGAGUGCUUCUCCCCAAACCAGAUUAAUGAGACUCAAUUGGGUGGGGCAGGUUGUAGGCUUUUCCUAGAACCCACAAUUGGUUUGCCUGUCAACAAACCCUGACCUGUCCUUGAUUCACCACACACAGCAAAGUCUAGAGAUCACAGAUUUAAUGAGACAGUGGCUGCAGCAUCGUUCCAGCUGGGUGCCCCUCGUUGCUCCUCUGUAAGGUGCUGGCUGUGCAAACUGGUUCCUCUGUGGGUUCUUGUUAGAGUGCUGUGGACUCAGAAAGACCACAUGUGAUUCUGUCU